This is a messenger RNA of Oryzias melastigma (Indian medaka), 4566 nucleotides long. It is a transcript of the gene erap1b, whose product is annotated as endoplasmic reticulum aminopeptidase 1b. Bases 148 to 2970 code for a protein of 940 amino acids. Gene Ontology annotation, molecular function: peptide binding; metalloaminopeptidase activity; zinc ion binding. The record is from RefSeq and is a predicted model, not a curated record. The transcript is spliced from 22 exons. Lineage: Eukaryota; Metazoa; Chordata; Actinopteri; Beloniformes; Adrianichthyidae. Gene Ontology annotation, cellular component: cytoplasm. Gene Ontology annotation, biological process: peptide catabolic process; proteolysis.
GCCGGAGUUGCAGCUGCUGAUUGGUCCAGCUCUUUCUCCCAGAAUGCAGUUCGCCUCCACAGAGUUCUCUUUCACUUUUGUUUUUAUCUGUUGGAAGCUGCGUACAGAAAGCGACACGGUGGAGAAUUGCAAGCUGCCUUUGCCACCAUGUUUCCUCUCCUGCUCCUCAUCUUCACCCUUUUUCCUUCAUCUCCUGGAGCUCAAAUCCCAAAUCAAGACCAGACCAAGGAGAUCCCCAUUGCCACAAAUGGUCAGUUGUUUCCCUGGGAUCGCAUGAGACUCCCCAAAAUAAUCUCCCCUCUCCACUAUGAUCUGAGUCUCCACCCCAACCUCACCACCCUAGACUUUACUGGUGUUGUUCGCAUUGACCUGGACGUGCAUGAAGACACCAGCGUUGUGAUUCUUCAUGCAAAGAAAAUGCACAUAUCAGGCGCGCUGCUGCUUGCGCCGGAGGGGGUGAGGCCUCUUCAGGUUCUGGAGUAUCCUCGUUUUCAUCAGCUCGCCUUGAUGUCUGACUUGGUGCUGACCAAAGGCAGGAAGUAUGAGGUCCAGCUGGAGUUUGCUGCAAACCUGUCUGACAGCUACCAUGGCUUCUAUAAGGGCAGCUACCGCACCAGCAGUGGGGAGGUCCGGGUCCUGGCAUCGACACAGUUUGAGGCGACUUUUGCUCGUGGGGCCUUUCCCUGUUUUGAUGAGCCGGCCUUUAAAGCCAACUUCACCAUCCGGAUUAUUAGAGAGCCGCGCCACAUUGCCAUUUCCAACAUGCCCAAGGUGAAGACAGUGGAGUUGCCAGGUGAUCUACUCCAGGAUCACUUUGACACGACGGUGAAAAUGAGCACCUAUCUGGUGGCCUACAUUGUGUCUGACUUCCUUUCAGUGAGCAAGACUACUCAGCAUGGAGUGAAGAUUUCCAUCUACGCUGUUCCAGACAAGAUCAAUCAGACGGCCUUUGCACUGGAUGCUGCUGUCAAGCUUCUGGACUUCUAUGAUGACUACUUUGACAUUCCGUACCCGCUUCCGAAACAGGACUUGGCCGCCAUCCCUGACUUCCAGUCUGGAGCCAUGGAGAACUGGGGGCUGACCACCUAUCGAGAGACCGGCCUCCUCUUCGAUCCGGACAAGUCCUCCGCCUCAGACAAACUGGGCAUCACCAAGGUGAUCGCCCAUGAGCUCGCACACCAGUGGUUUGGAAACCUGGUGACUAUGGAGUGGUGGAAUGACCUGUGGCUCAAUGAGGGCUUUGCCAAGUUCAUGGAGUUUGUUUCCCUGGACAUCACCUACCCAGAACUGCAAGUGGACGACUUCUUCUUGGGGAAAUGUUUUGAAGCCAUGGAGGUGGACUCCCUCAGCUCCUCCCACCCAGUGUCCACCCCCGUGGAAAACCCCACCCAGAUCCAGGAGAUGUUUGACGAUGUUUCAUAUGACAAGGGGGCGUGCAUUCUGAACAUGCUGCGUGACUUCCUCACUCCUGAGGCCUUUGAGAUCGGAAUCAUCCGAUACCUGAAGCGCUUCAGCUAUCAAAACACUGUCAACAGCCACCUUUGGGAGAGCCUGACUAAUAUCUGCAGCACGGAUGAUUUGGACGAAGGCCGAAUGAAGCACACAGAGUUUUGCUCCAAACGCAAACUAAACUCUGGAUCCUCUAAGUGGUACUCGGGUGAUGAGCUGGAUGUCAAGGCCAUCAUGGACACCUGGACGCUGCAGGAGGGUUUCCCUCUGGUCACCGUGGAGGUCAAAGGGCGGGAGGUCAGGCUCAGUCAGGAGCGCUUCCUGAGGACGGACAACCCCUCUCUCACUGAAGGGUUCUUGUGGCAGAUCCCGUUGACGUACAUGACCAGCGCCUCCAGCUCCGUCCACCGUUUCCUCCUGAAAACAAAAUCUGAUGUGCUGUACCUGCCAGAGGAGGUGGACUGGGUGAAGUUCAACGUCAACAUGAGCGGCUACUACAUGGUCCACUAUGGCGCCGAGGGCUGGAACUCCAUCAUCUCCCUGCUGCAUCACAACCACACAGCCCUGAGCGGCAACGACCGCGCCAGCCUGAUCCACAACGUCUUCCAGCUGGUCAGUGUAGAGAAGGUGAGGCUGGACACGGCCCUGGAGCUGUCCCUUUACCUGUCCAAGGAGACGGCGAUCAUGGCGGUCUGGCAGGGCUUUGGGGAACUCGUACCUCUCUACAAGCUGAUGGAGAAGAGAGACAUGGCUGAGCUGGAGAACCAGAUGAAGAGCUUCAUCGUGGAUCUGUUCCGGGGGCUGAUCGAUCAGCAGGAGUGGAGUGACUCCGGCUCGGUGUCCCAGCGGGUGUUGAGGAGUUACCUGCUGCUGUUCGCCUGUGUCAGGAACUACAGUCCCUGUGUGACCAGAGCCACGCAGCUUUUUAACCAGUGGAGGGAUUCUGAUGGCACCAUGAGCCUCCCCGUUGACAUCACCAUGGCCGUGUUUGUGGUUGGAGCUCGCACGCGGGACGGGUGGGACUUCAUGUAUGAAAAAUACCGCACGUCUCUGCAGAUGUCUGUGAAGAGCCGGAUGAAGUCGGCCAUGGCCGUCACAACGAUGAAGGACAAGCUCCAGUGGAUGAUGGAGCAGAGCCUCAACGGGGAGGUGAUGAAGACUCAGGACCUGCCUGAUGUCAUCGUCUCCGUCGCCAGGAACCCUCAUGGUUUUAAACUGGCGUGGGACUUCUUCCGAGCGCACUGGCACACUCUGAUUCAGAAGUUUGACUUGGGAUCGAGCACUCUGUCCUACUUGGUAGGAGGAGUUACCAACCAGUACUCCACAAGAGAGAAGCUUCACGAGAUCCGAAGCUUCUUCGACUCCCUGACGGAAGAGACGGGCUCGAAGAUGAGGUGCAUCCAGCAGAGCUACGAGACCAUAGAAGACAACAUCCGCUGGAUGGACAGGAACCUCCCUCUGCUGCAGGCGUGGCUGAACAAACAUGGUUUUUCUCAAGUUCGAGGCUUCAGCUCCAAUUAAAGGACAGAAAUGGAUCACUUUCCUUUUCUCGAGCUUUUUCUGGGUGUCUUCGGCUUCGGACUGGCCAUCAUGUUCUGCACCACCUUCUGCAGAUGCUGCCUUCGCUUGAGGGAGCAGCAGGCUCAGAGGGACGCACAGUUGCGCAGCGAGCCUGACGGUCAAAUGCGCUCCAUCUAUUUCAUUCCCUUCCCUCGAAGCUUGUCGCAUGCAGCCAGCGAGGACGCCCAGAGCCCCGAGCUUCUCGACGAGCUUCACAGACCUCCACGAUACAGCACCACCGUCUUCUACGAGCUUCCACCUUCCUAUAACGAGCUGGGACUUAAACCAGACGAUUCCCCCCCUCCAUACACAGAACAGGACUUCUCCAGGUUCCCCCCACCUCCUCCUCCACCCCCGCUGCCCCCCACAGACACGCCACAGUCCAGAAUACAGGCCCUCCCAUAGGGCAUCCUCCUACUGUGCCAGUUAUGGACAGUCCGGCACCCCCCUCCCCUCCUCCAUGGACACCAGUCUGCAAACGUCUGCUGGUUUUCGUCUUUAUUGUGGAGCUCCUUUUUUUAUUACAGAGAGGAAAGACGUGAACAAGCUGCUGACAUGCACACAGCUGUAAAAGUGCAGCUGUUUCUCACUAAACUGAAGCAGACUUUGCUCUCACUGUUGGUUUUGUUCAAAUGUUGCUGUGUUUGCGACAUUUCAUUAAUCUUCCUCGGGAGUGUUUGUUUUUGCAUCUCUCUAAUAUCAGUAAUAAUCAGCUUUGGGUUUUGUUGCAUUUUUUUAGCAUCAAAGUUUAUUUUACAAGAACUGACAUAUUUUGAAACAUGCAGUUUACCCCAAAAAUAGAAUCAGUUUUCCAAAUAUCGCUUGUUUAUCUGCAUGAAAAACAACAAGUUUGGAGCUUAAUGUUUGUUUAAAUUUUUCUAAAACUGUACAAUGAAAAAAGUAAAACAUUGAAUCAAUUAACAAAAUUUAUGUAAUUUGUUACAUUUAAAAUUAUUAGCUUGUAUCAAAUUAAAAUUUUGAUCUCAAAAUUUUAAUGUAAUAUAAAUUAAUUAAUUUUUGUUAAUUGAUUCAAUGUUUCACUUUUUUCAGUGUAACAGUCAACUUACAAUCCUGUUAUUUAUCCUGAAGAGUUUAAAAGAUUAUUUUAUAAAAUAACUUUGAGAUUUAAUAUUGAGUUUUCCUUUUUCCCUUAAAAAAAGUUUAAAUUAAUUUGUAAAUUUUGAAGAGUCUCAUUUAUUUGUGCUUUCAUUGUCCACAUUAUGGAAUUAGAGUGUUAAUAGUGUCAACUCUUUGACAGUUUCCUAUGAAAACUUUAAUUCUGCUCAGAAUCUUUAUUUUCUCUGUCCAACUCUUAUCUUUAUGGGGAAAAUGUAUAUUUUACUUAAACUUGUUUUCUUUGUAAUGCUAAUUCCACUGAAAUGGAGCCGAAAAAACCCCAACAAAAUGUGUUUACUGUAUGAGAGUUGAAGGAACAGAUGAAGCUGGAAUAUUUCAGGAUGGAGGACGACACAGGAAAUCAGAUUUUAUGUUCUUUUUCUGUGUGUGUGUGUGACAGAAUUAAUUUAAAUGUCAGAUUUUUGUUGUAUUUUUGAAACA